Messenger RNA from Rhodamnia argentea, 868 nucleotides. Its product is annotated as heavy metal-associated isoprenylated plant protein 39-like. The record is from RefSeq and is a predicted model, not a curated record. The coding region runs from base 135 to 494 and encodes 119 amino acids. The transcript has 3 exons. Gene Ontology annotation, molecular function: metal ion binding. NCBI's taxonomy places the organism in Eukaryota, Viridiplantae, Streptophyta, Magnoliopsida, Myrtales, Myrtaceae.
AGCAAACCGUUUCGUCUACCAUACGUGCACACACCCUCAGUUUUACUUGCUCAGAGUGUCAUUCGAGUGUCAUUAGCUUCCAAAUCAAGAGUUAAGGCAGACGUAAUAUCAGUACUUGGAAGCCCCAAGGCAAAAUGAAGAAGUUGGUGGUGAAAGUGGAUCUACAUGACGACAGAGACAGGAGCAAGGCCAUGCAAGUAGUUUCUGGUUUUGGAGGGAUUGGGUCUCUGAAUAUGGACAUGAAGGACGGCAAACUGACAGUAUCAGGUGAUUUCGACCCGGUCAAGGUGGUGAACAAACUGAGGAAAUCUUGGCGCACAGAAAUCGUGAGUGUCGGACCGGCUAAGGAAGAUGAUGGCAAGAAAGACGAUGGCAAGAAAGAUGAGGGCAAGAAGAAAGAAGAUCCAGUAAAAGCCUAUGAGGCAUACUAUUUCCCGCCGCUUACAUAUCACUACGUGCCCCAUGAAGAAACCCCGAAUUGUGUCAUAUGUUGAAAUUGUUAGUGCUUCCAGACCAAAUCAGGAUUUGGUCUGUGCACUGGAGAGGAUUGAAUAAGGAAGGUUGAUUAUGCCUUGUGUAAACUAGAACGAGUGGAGUACCCUUUUUAGAAUAUCAAGUUUUUAGUGCGUCUUUCGAUUUUCAAUUGUACAAAGGGUUUCUAUGCAGAGAGAUUGGAUCUCAGUUGAGGAACUCAAAGGCAUGGAAGAGCCAUGAUGUACUUCAUUUCAGCUAGCAGCAGUUGCAGUUAGCUGAUGAGCUUAUCUAGUAUUCCUUUAGCAGCUUCUUGUCAUAAUUUAGCCUCACAAUCUAGUGGAGGGUAUUCUGCUGAAUGAUAAGAUUCUGAAAACGAGUAAGUUCAGAUGCUAAA